This is a messenger RNA of Fraxinus pennsylvanica, 438 nucleotides long. The record is from the annotation of a GenBank genome assembly. NCBI's taxonomy places the organism in Eukaryota, Viridiplantae, Streptophyta, Magnoliopsida, Lamiales, Oleaceae.
AUGAACAAAAAGUUCUUUAGAGUUAUCGGUUUUUCUUGUCGUUUGAGUACUUGUCAGCCUAAUUUCCGGAGUAAAUCGUCAUCAUUCGACCACAGACGAGGAUGGCCAGGAGCUCUUCACCACCGCCAAGUCGGUUGUUCCCAAACCGAUUAUAAGUGCGUCGAUAGCAUGUCCUCCUUGGCCAACAAUGUCAGUGCCACUCCUAAUGAUUUUCUCCAUGCUGCUACUAAUGCAGCCAUUGAAGAAGUGCAAGCUGCAAUGUAUAGGUCUCUAACAAUUGGACAAGCAGCCAACGCCUCGUUCCAAAAGAUGGCUGUCUACGAUUACAAGGAGUUGCUGGAAUAUGCUGACGAGGAGCUGCAGGCAUCCUAUUCCAUGGUUCAGGGUAGUAACUUCCACACGGCUGAAGAUAGAGAAGCUGAGCUCAAAAAAGGUUAA